Molecule: messenger RNA, 2552 nt
Organism: Cicer arietinum (chickpea)
Lineage: Eukaryota; Viridiplantae; Streptophyta; Magnoliopsida; Fabales; Fabaceae
Source: RefSeq, a predicted model, not a curated record
CGAAAUUGAUGCAAUGAACAUGUCCCCGAUCGAUCCUCUAAUUGCUUGACUUCUUCUUCCUAAUCCUUUCUUUCUCCAUUUUUCUUCUCUCUCUCUCUCUCUCUCUCUCUCUCUCUCUCUCCUCUCACAAACUCCAUUGCACGCAUUCCCACCACCUUCACCUUCCAUUUUCCUUAGACACACAUACACGUGCAUGUACAUCUACAAAUAACAUGGGUAACAGUGUUAUUAAUUAAUAUAUACAUUUGAAAUUAGAACAAUGUCGUGGGUAAGAUCCGCUGUGAACAAAGCGGUUGAAGCAGGUGGUCAGACCAAUCUCACCCGCACCGUUCGCAACUAUGCAGACUCUGUCGUUCUCCAUGCAAGCAACGCCGUCGCCGGCGGCGCAAAAAUCAUCCAAGAACGCAUUGUGGCUCGUAAUAUGCAAAGUUUUAGGCAUACUGUAAAACGGUUAGAAGAAGUUUCAGUUUCAUGUAGAGGGAUAGAGAGAGUUCAGUUGCUUAGACGGUGGUUGGUUGCCCUCAAAGAAGUUGAGAGAUUUGCUGCUACAUGCAGUGACACCAAUGCAAAAGAUGGAGAUGACCACUUUGAUGAUUUUAAGGAUUCACCUACUUUGAUUUACUAUGUAGACCCUGGUGUGGCGGGUGAACCAAAGAAUUUUCGUGAUGUCUUUCUUCACAGUCAAGCUCUCGAGGGCAUAACAUUGUCAAUGAUUCUUGAAGCACCAAAUGAGGAAGAAGUUUCACUACUUUCAGAGAUAUAUGGGCUCUGCAUUAAAGGAGGGAAGGAAGAACAAACUGCCUUGUUAUGUAGUGUACAAGAUUUAGCAAAAGCAUUUUCUAGAUAUGAAGAUGAAGUACUAGCGAAACGUGAAGAAUUACUUCAAUAUGUCCAAGUUACAGUUUCAGGGCUGAAAGUAAAUGCGGAUCUCAUGAGAAUAGAAGUUGAAGCCUGCAAUCUGAAAGAAAAAAUUGACAAGAUGAAGGCAUCAAAUUCAGAUGCAAGAAAAUCAUCCAAAGAGACAACUUUCGUUGUAAUAGAGGCUUUUGAUGAAGCUAUGAAAAAUAUUCAGAUGUGUUCUAAGUUGGAAGAGCUCUUACUGAAAAAGAAAUACUUUAGUUGUGGCGAUUCUCCAGAACUUCAUGCUGAAAAGGUUGAUAAAUUGAAAGUUUUAUCAGAAUCUCUUGCAAAUUCUGCCACAAAAGCCGAGAGUCGCAUUUCGGAGCACAGAUCUCAGAAAGAAGAAGCACUUCAUUUUCGGGUAACCAAGUCCAGUGAGGUUAGCCAAAUUGAGAAGGAAUUGUCAGGGGAGAUUGAAGAACUCGAGAAGCAAAAAGACGAGCUCGAAGACAAACUUAAAAAGGUGAACAUGUUGUUGACAUCUGCACGUACACGCCUCCGCAAUGCAAAAGAAGAAAAAGAACAAUUUGACGAUGCAAGCAAUGAAAUCAUUGCACAUUUAAAAACAAAGGAAGAUGAGAUGUUACGAGCCAUUGCUUCUUAUACAAGUGAAGGCAAUGUUGUUAAUACAUGGAUCCAUUUUCUAGAGCACACUUGGGUAUUUCAAACUUCUCUUACAAAGAGAAACGAGGAGCAGGUCAAUGCUGAACUGGAGAGAUAUGGAGAUCAUUUUGUGAAUUUGGUUGUCCAUCUUUUGUCUUCUUAUAAGGAAAAGCUGGGUUCAUCUGUUACUCAAAUAAGAACACUUGUGGAGAAUUUAAGUUCAAGUCAAGGGUUAGAAAUACCAGUUGAAGUAGAUAACGAAGGUUCGAAAGUAGUGAAUCCAAGGAAAAAGCUUGAAGAAGAAUAUCUGGACAUUGAAUCCAAGUUUUUAACCACUUUGAAUAUAGUGGACACCAUGAACAAGCAGUUUCACAUUCAAAAGGAAGGCAUUUUCAGAAAAGAUAAGGACAAGGUGACAGAACUAUUAGAUGCCAUUAAGAAAACAAAAGAAGAAUUUGAAUCAAUUAAGAGACCAAAGUUGCAAAUUGAGACUCCAAUUGAAAAGUCAGAAACACCCUCAAAUCAAAUACACUCAUCAACAGCACCAUCACCUUCCUCCAUCACCAUGUUGCCAAAUAAAAACAAGCAAGAUAGAAAGAAAAACUCUCCAUCAAUUACAAUGAAGACGAUAUCAAUAGAAGAACUCGAUAAAUUAAGCGAGGAUGACUCAGCAGAAGAGAUAAGUGAAUGGGAAUUUGAUGCUUAUGAUAAAGAUCAAUACACCAUGAGUUGACCCUUGACCAAAACAUGGAAAAAGACAAGCAUUACUUGAUGUUGUAAAAAGAGUGAAGAAAAAGGUAGCAUGGUUUUUGUGUCUUGGGAAGGAGAUGUGUAACUCAGAUGCUAGACACCAUAUAUUGAAACUAUGUUAACUUGAAGAUGUACAUGAAACAGGUUUGGUCCACUGAAAAGUAGUUUGUAUUUGUACCAUUAUUAAUGUAUUCAAUCAUUGAUGAUGAAAUGUAGAUCUCCAACCAUGUAACUUUUUGGAUAAAGUCUUGUUUACUUUGUGUAGCAAUUUUGUCAGUGAGGAAAUUCCUUUUCAACUA